GACUGCUGCCAUAUUGGAGCCGCUGGUGGCGGAGCUCCUCGGAUACAGCAGACGGAAUAUUGCCAAACAGUGGAGUUCUAAGCACUGAUACUGAAUCGGGCCGACGAAGCCAGCAUUUUAAGGACAGAAUCGACCGUUUGGACCGAACAUGGUGCUGUUGGCAGCAGCGGUGUGCACCAAGGCAGGUAAGGCCAUUGUGUCGCGGCAGUUUGUCGAGAUGACACGGACGCGCAUCGAAGGCUUGCUGGCAGCUUUCCCCAAGCUCAUGAACACGGGCAAGCAGCACACGUUUGUCGAGACGGAGAGCGUGCGCUAUGUUUACCAGCCUUUGGAAAAGCUGUACAUGGUGCUCAUCACAACCAAGAACAGCAACAUCCUGGAGGACCUGGAAACGCUCAGACUCUUCUCCCGUGUGAUCCCUGAGUAUUGUCGAGUUCUGGAGGAAGGGGAGAUCUCGGAGCAUUGUUUUGACCUCAUCUUUGCCUUUGACGAGAUUGUAGCUCUGGGCUACAGGGAGAACGUGAAUUUGGCUCAGAUUCGCACCUUCACGGAGAUGGACUCCCAUGAGGAGAAGGUGUUUCGUGCAGUUAGGGAGACUCAGGAACGUGAGGCAAAGGCAGAAAUGCGUCGGAAAGCCAAGGAGCUGCAGCAAGCACGUCGUGAUGCAGAGCGUUCUGGAAAGAAAGCGCCUGGGUUUGGAGGCUUUGGCAGUUCAGGCAUGACUAGCAGCAACUCGGCCACCAUUAUCACAGACACGCUUAUUGAACCCGAGAAGCCCAAGGUGGCAUCGGCACCCGCAAGACCUAGUGCUCCCAGUAAGGCUCUAAAACUGGGUGCCAGGGGUAAGGAGGUUGAUGAUUUUGUGGACAAAUUGAAGUCUGAAGGAGAAAACAUCAUGGUGCCCAGUGCAGGAAAGAGACCAUCUGAGGCCUCCAAAGUCCUUGCUCCCCCAGUCAACACGGAAAGCGUUCACAUGCGAAUAGAAGAGAAGAUCUCCCUGACUUGUGGGCGGGAUGGGGGACUACAGAACAUGGAAGUCCUGGGCAUGAUCACCCUAAGGGUAGCGGAUGAGAAGAAUGGCCGCAUUCGACUCCAUGUUAACAACAAUGACAAGAAGGGCAUUCAGCUGCAGACCCACCCCAAUGUGGACAAGAAGCUUUUCACAACAGAGUCCGUGAUCAGCCUGAAGAACCCUGACAAGUCUUUCCCCCUCCAUAAUGACGUGGGAGUGCUGAAGUGGAGGCUGCAAACCACAGAUGAGUCCCUCAUACCUCUCACAAUAAAUUGCUGGCCCUCUGAAAGUGGCACUGGCUGCGAUGUGAAUAUUGAGUAUGAGCUGCAAGAAGAAGGCUUGGAACUCAACGACGUUGUCAUUGCUAUCCCAGUUCCGUCAGGAGUGGGAGCCCCAGUGAUUGGUGACUUGGAUGGAGAGUACCGGCAUGAUGGCCGUCGCAAUAUCCUAGAGUGGUGUCUUCCUGUCAUCGAUGUCAAAAACAAGACGGGCAGUCUGGAGUUCAGUGUUGCUGGUCAGCCUAGUGACUUUUUCCCCAUCCAGGUCUCCUUUGUCUCUAAGAGCAACUAUUGUGACAUACAGGUUACCAAAGUGGCUCAAGUAGAUGGAGACAGCCCUGUGAGAUUCUCUAUGGAGACAUCCUUGGUCGUUGACAAGUAUGAGAUACUGUAAAGGAGAGGCCAUCGACCCAGGGGAGCAAGAUCAAUGAGGAGAAUUUGAUACUAGCCUGUUCUCAUACAGUACACCCAUGGAAGUGAGCUCUUCAUAAGCCCUCCUCUCUAUGGUGUACAGUAUUUGGUGUAUUUAUACCUUUAUAUGAUGAAAAGGAAACUAUGAAAUAUACAUGCUGCGUAAGAGUGAACAGGAAACAAGAAAAUGUGCUGCAUCAGCAAAGAGGGGACUGUAAAACAUAACCAGAUUGUGGGGGUUGUGAGGAUCACUCCUGAAAGUAAUGGGGGUUGGGGGGGCACUGGUGCUAAUGCAAAUGGGGCAGACUGGGUGCAACACGUUGUUCCCAGCGUGUGCCAUGCGGAAUCCGUUUUAAGGGAAACAAAAUUACCAGUCACUACAUUCUCCAAAUUCUCUAACUCUCGCUUUGGUCGGAAAGCAUUAAAAAAAAAUCACGCGCACAUGUUUCACCAGACACAGCCCUCAGGCAGAAAGUGGCCUCAUUUAAGCGAGUUGUGCCCUCCUAAGGUAAACAUAUGAUGUUACUGUUAAAACACUACAGUGAAUAUGGUGACUAGGACCUGUACUAGAAUAUGUGCUGCCUCACUCUGUUGGAUAUUACCAGACUUCAGAAGCUGUUUCUAGGGUGCUCGCAAAAGUUGUGUUCCUUCUGUGUAAAUAAUCUGACCUACCGAGACUUGAGUGUCUGUUUAGCUUUUUAAAGCAAAAAGAAUUCUCAAGUAGUGCUGUAUAUAUUAUGUUUGUUAAAUAUAACAUCUUGUUAAAUUUUAGUUCUUUUAAAAUGGCCUGUGUGCAAAAUUCUUCCUUUGAAAUAGUUUUAUAUAGGGGAAAUUGGGAAAUAAGCAAAUUGCUGCAAUGAUUGACAUCAGAAAAGUUGCUUCAUAUAGGUGAAGAAUCAUUGCUGUUGGUCUAAUUUUGGGCUGAUUUCAGUCUUUCCACAAGCUCUUGAUGGUCCCUUUGUACUUCUUUAUGGUAUCCUAAUCAAAAUAGAUUCAGUAUGUGUAUUUUAUUCCUGGUUCACCUCCUUGAAAAAUUAACUUUCCAGCAGAGCUUGUUAUACCUAAAUCUCAAAAUUUUAAGCUUUAGGACUUAAUGUGAAUUAAAUGGCCAUCUGUAGUCCGUUGGGUCUGGAUGUCUGAGUAAAUUAAAUGACCUUCAGGAUAGACCGCGUUACAUGUCAGUCGUCAUUCACGAACAUCAUACAAGUGUGAUUGGACAUAUAUCAGAUGCGGCAUCUGCUCCUUUUCCAAGAUAUGAAGUUCAAAAAGCCUGUCGUGUCUGUUUUUUUCAACACGUGUUAGGCAAGUAUUACGAGGGUAAAAGUAAUUUAAAUACUGUGCCACUUUUAAAGCAUCUGUGCAAGUUUUCAACUGCUGUGAACUGGUAAUUUCAUUUUAAGCAUCUAACAAAAAUCGUUUGCCUUUUCAGUAUCAGAAUGGUUUUCCAUAUUUCCCUUGCACCCAACUCAAAAGUAUAGCACUCAACCAGAAUUUCCCAGCUGAUCAGUGUAUAUCCUAAGGUAAUUAACAGCACAAGUCGAUGAGGCACUUUCUCAUGCAGAACACGGGCGACUAGUGCCUCCGAAAUCUGCCCCAGGCCCAUGGCCCCACCCAACCUCCCCAUGUCUGGUGAAUAGCAACACACCUCAGCACCUGUUCCGUUGACUUUGUUCAGAGUUGUUUUAGCGCUGAUUGUCAGUCUAGUUGGAGGAACUAUAUGAAAAUGUUUGUUUGUAUUUUCAGAAUGUUGGGGUUUGGGAUAGUGCGUGGACAGCGCUGGGGCAGUGGAAGGUUAAUUUGAAUCUUUUGUUACCCUGUAAAAGAUAGUGGGAUAUUAAUGACAUUCCAGUGUAAAAAUAAGUUUAAAAGUGUAUAAUAAAACCUCAUAGAGUAA
Molecule: messenger RNA, 3595 nt
Organism: Scleropages formosus (Asian bonytongue)
Lineage: Eukaryota; Metazoa; Chordata; Actinopteri; Osteoglossiformes; Osteoglossidae
Gene: arcn1a
Product: archain 1a
Exons: 10
Coding region: 149-1684 (511 amino acids)
Biological process (GO): Golgi localization; endoplasmic reticulum to Golgi vesicle-mediated transport; retrograde vesicle-mediated transport, Golgi to endoplasmic reticulum
Cellular component (GO): COPI vesicle coat
Source: RefSeq, a predicted model, not a curated record